Messenger RNA from Telopea speciosissima, 1012 nucleotides. RefSeq names its product cytochrome b5 domain-containing protein RLF-like. Gene Ontology annotation, molecular function: heme binding. The record is from RefSeq and is a predicted model, not a curated record. The transcript has 5 exons. Lineage: Eukaryota; Viridiplantae; Streptophyta; Magnoliopsida; Proteales; Proteaceae. The coding region runs from base 137 to 826 and encodes 229 amino acids.
CCCCAAUUUUCUUGGUUUCAGAUUGAAAGCAAGGGCAGUUGAUGACUAACAAAACCUGUUACAGAUAUUUUUUUUUUUUGGGACUAGGCAGCUCAGAUCAAUAUAUAGCAAAGUAACAGGCUGCAUUUAAAGUGAGAUGAGCAAUGAUGAUGACUUCACCUUUUGUCAGGUUGGUUCAUCUGCCAACGCAGACAGUUUGGGACCUCAGGAAACUGUGCCUCACAUUUCUGGUAUCACUAUCAAGGAGGAUUUUCCAAAUGGAGCAAGUAUUGAUGACAAAGAUGGGUUUUUGAGGAGAGAUAAGACAUUAGACGGUGCCACCUCUAACAAGCAUGGAACAGUUGGUUCUUUGUCUUUUAAUGUUAUUGAUAUGUCACGUCCAAACCAGCUGGGUGAAUCAUCAAAACAAAAGGCAUCAGAGCAUGCUGGAGAUUUGGGUAAAGGUUCACAGGGACUGAAGACUUCUGUCAAAAAGCCUGCAGCUCGCGCCAAGGUUCCUUUUGAGAAAGGAUAUAGUCAAAUGGACUGGUUAAAGCUUACACGGACACAUCCUGAUCUUGCAGGAAUAAAGGGACAAUCAAAUAAAAGGCUUAUUUCCAUGGAUGAAGUUAAACAACACCAACAAGAAGGUUCCACUUGGACUGUCUUAAAAGGUCAUGUGUACAAUAUAUCACCCUACAUGAAGUUUCACCCUGGAGGGGUUGAUAUGCUAAUGAAGGCGGCUGGGAAAGAUUGCACAUCUUUGUUCAAUAAAUACCAUGCUUGGGUGAAUGCUGAGUUCCUAUUGGAGAAGUGCCUGGUAGGAACUUUAGAUGAUAAUAGAUGAUGUGUCAUGGAAGUUCGAUCAUUUAGAAGUGGUUCUCUGCCACAUCAAAAUCAUACUUAGAAAGAUUAGCUUGAGCGAAUAGCAAACUAUAAGUCAAUAAAAAUAUUUUACUUUUCUUCCAUAAUAUGUAUUUCUCUAACAUUACAAAGCUGAUAAGCCCUUUGAAGAAUGCAUCUGCUUCUCAAA